UUCCCGCCCUGGUGGUCCUUAACACUCUGUCUCUCUGUUCUAGGGUUUAGGGUUUCAUUACAGCGGUGGCACAAAUGGUCUCUCCGAAGCAGCUCCUUGGCACCAUCGAGUCAGCGCUUCUCGGACCUUCACCUCCAACAGCUGCGCAACGAGUCGAACUCUUGCACGCUAUUCGCACUUCUCUCCGCUCCUUCCAAUCCCUUCUAUCAUAUCCCCCCCCAAAGCCCUCUGAUCGGAGUCAAGUCCAGUCAAAGUCAGUUAGGCUUCCAGAUUCUCCGCCUAUCUCUCUAGAUGACCAGGAUGUGCAGAUUGCACUCAAAUUGAGUGAUGAUCUCCAUCUCAAUGAAGUAGAUUGCGUUCGCUUGCUUGUAUCAGCUAAUCAAGAGUGGGGCUUAAUGGGAAGGGAACCAUUGGAAAUUCUACGGCUUUCAGCGGGACUAUGGUAUACAGAGAGAAGAGAUCUGAUAACAUCCUUCCAUUUGCUGUUAAGGGCUGUGGUGCUUGAUCAGGGAAUUGAAGAUGAUAUAUUGGUUGAGAUUCAGAAAUAUCUGGAAGAUCUUAUCAACUUUGGACUUAGACAGCGGUUGAUUUCUCUUAUCAAGGAACUCAAUAGAGAAGAACCUUUUGGUUGUGGUGGUCCUCAAUGUGAGCGCUAUGUAGUUGAUUCAAGAGGUUCACUUGUGGAGCGACAGGCGGUGGUCUCUAGAGAAAGACAUAUUCUAGGACAUUGCCUUGUCCUUUCGGUUUUGGUUGUUUGGGCAAGUCCAAAGGAUGUUAAAGAUAUUUUGUCUCUUUUAAAAGAUAGUGCUUCUGAAGUUAGUGAGAGCAAUAACACCUUUAAACUUCAGAUUACCUUUAGUCUUCUCUUUUCCCUUGUGAUUACGUUCGUUUCGGAAGGUUUGAGUACAGUGCCUGAUAAAACAUCCGUCCUUUCUUCUAAUAAUUCCUUCAGACAUGAAUUUCAUGAACUUGUAAUGGCUACCGGAAAUGAUCCAGUUGUUGAGGGCUUCAUUGGUGGCAUAAGGCUUGCUUGGGUGGUACAUUUGAUGUUAAUACAGGACCGUGUUUCAGCAAGGGAGACUGUUUCAAGUGGUUCAUCAAAUGAAAUGGGUUAUCUUAGUCAAUGCUUGGAAGUCGUUUUCUCAAAUAAUGUUUUUCAGUUUUUACUGGAUAAAGUUCUUCAUACUGCUGCCUACCAGAAUGAAGACGAAGAUAUGAUCUAUAUGUACAAUGCUUAUCUGCACAAGCUGAUUACAUGCUUCUUGUCUAACCCUCUGGCAAGAGACAAGAUUAAAGAAUCCAAGGAGCGGAUUAUGAGUGUGCUUAGUCCAUACCGAGUUGUUGCAUCACAUGAUUUUGCUCAGGACAGUACAUCAAGUUCUCUACAUGGCACUGAAAUGGGCCCUUUACCAUUUAAUUCAAUCUUGGAUUUUGUGAGUGAAAUUUAUCAGAAAGAACCAGAGCUCCUGUCAGGCAAUGACGUGUUGUGGACAUUUGUAAAUUUUGCUGGGGAGGACCAUACGAAUUUUCAAACACUCGUGGCUUUCUUGAAUAUGCUGAGCACCAUGGCUUCUAGUCAAGAAGGUGCUUCAAAAGUUUUUGAGUUGCUUCAGGGUAAAGCAUUCCGCUCAAUUGGGUGGAGCACUUUGUUUGAAUGCUUAACAAUUUAUGAUGAGAAAUUCAAACAGUCUCUUCAAACUGCUGGAGCAAUGUUGCCUGAAAUUCAGGAGGGAGAUGCAAAAGCACUUAUGGCAUACUUAAAUGUUCUAAAGAAGGUUGUGGAAAAUGGGAACCCUUUAGAAAGGAAAAAUUGGUUUCCUGAUAUUGAACCACUGUUCAAGAUUCUUAGUUACGAAAAUGUACCGCCUUAUCUCAAGGGUGCUCUAAGGAACGCAAUAUCCACAUUUAUUAAUGUCUCUCCGGCAUUGAAGGAUAGCAUUUGGACCUAUCUUGAGCAAUAUGAUCUGUCAGUUGUUGCUGGGCCUGAUGUCCAAAACAGUCCACAAGCCAUAGCUACUCAGGUUUAUGAUAUGCAAUUUGAAUUGAAUGAAAUUGAAGCGAGAAGAGAACAAUAUCCUUCAACUAUAUCUUUCCUGAAUUUGAUAAAUGCUCUUAUUGCAGAGGAAAGAGAUUUGAGUGAUAGAGGGCAAAGAUUUAUUGGCAUCUUUAGGUUCAUCUAUGAUCAUGUUUUUGGGCCAUUUCCUCAGAGAGCUUAUGCAGAUCCAUGUGAAAAAUGGCAGUUGGUUGGUGCUUGUCUUAAACAUUUUCAGAUGAUAUUAAGCUUGUAUGACAUCAAGGAUGAGGAUUUUGAGGGUGUAGUUGAUCAGUCACGACUUUCAACAACAAAAGAAUUGUCACCACUUCAGACACAGAUCCCUGUGUUAGAGUUGCUGAAAGAUUUCAUGAGUGGCAAGACUGCCUUUCGGAACAUAAUGGGUAUUCUUCUGCCAGGAGUUAAUUCCAUCAUUGCUGAUCGUACUAGUCAAAUAUAUGGGCAGCUUUUAGAAAAUGCAGUGCAGCUUUCUCUGGAAAUUAUAAUACUUGUCCUUGAAAAAGAUUUACUGCUUUCUGAUUAUUGGCGUCCUCUAUACCAGCCAUUGGAUAUUAUACUCUCCCAUGAUCAUAAUCAAAUAGUGGCCCUGUUGGAGUAUGUCAGAUAUGAUAUUCAGCCAAAAGUUCAGCAAUCCUCUAUCAAAAUCAUGAGUAUUUUAAGCUCUCGCAUGGUUGGGCUUGUUCAACUAUUGCUUAAAUCUAAUGCCGCAAACAGCUUGAUAGAAGAUUAUGCUGCCUGCCUUGAGUUGCGGUCAGAAGAGUAUCAGACUGUUGACAAUAACAAUGAUGAUCCUGGCAUUCUUGUUCUGCAGCUUCUAAUUGACAACGUCAACAGGCCAGCUCCAAAUAUCACUCAUUUACUACUUAAAUUUAAUCUUGAUAUGCCUGUUGAACAAACAGUCUUACAGCCUAAAUUUUAUUACAGUUGCAUGAAGGUUAUUCUUGAUAUCCUGGAGAAGCUUAUGAAGCCUGAUGUAAAUUAUUUAAUUCAUGAAUUUGGCUUUCAGCUCCUUUAUGCGUUGUGCGUAGAUCCACUAACUUGUGUACCUGUGAUGGAUCUGUUGUCAAAUAAAAAGUACCAAUUCUUUAUUAAGCACCUUGAUACAAUUGGUAUUGCUCCACUUCCUAAACGGAAUAGCCACCAACAACUUCGUAUCAGUUCCCUUCAUCAGAGAGCAUGGCUCUUAAAACUUUUAGCUUUGGAGCUACAUGCUGGUGACGUUAGUCGUUCCAAGCAUAGAGAAGCAUGUCAGUCAAUCCUUUCUCAUCUUUUUGGACAAGGUAUCACUGAAAUUGGUGGAGGGAAGGCCAUUUCUCCAUUUUUGCUUCAAGAUACUUCUGAAAAUGCGGCUAUAGGAAUUGUCAGUAAGAGUAAGGUAUUAGAAUUACUUGAAAUCAUCCAGUUUAGAUGUCCAGAUUCCACUAGUAAGCUCUCAGAUAUUGUGGCUAGUAUGAAAUAUGACUUGCUGGCAGAAGAGAUACUGGGAAAUUCUGGAAAGGGUGGUGUCUACUAUUAUUCUGAGAGAGGUGACCGGCUAAUUGAUCUUGCUUCCUUCCAUGACAAACUUUGGCAGGUGAGUAAUCUCGGCAGUGAACUUGACCUAAAUGAUGUAAGAGAGACAAUUCAACAGUUACUGAGAUGGGGGUGGAAAUACAAUAAAAAUCUUGAGGAACAAGCUGCACAGCUACAUAUGGUGACUGCCUGGUCUCAGAUUGUUGAGGUGUCUGCCUCUAGAAGAUUAACAAUGCUUGAAGAUCGAUCUGAAAUUCUAUUUCAGGUCCUUGAUGCAUCCCUUAGUGCUUCUGCUUCUCCAGACUGUUCUUUGAGGAUGGCAUUCAUAUUAUCGCAGGUAGCAUUAACAUGCAUGGCUAAACUGCGUGAUGAUAGGUUCUUGUUCCCUGGCAGUCUGAGUUCUGAUAACAUCACAUGCCUUGAUCUCAUUGUGGUGAAGCAAUUAUCGAAUGGUGCUUGUCUGACCAUAUUGUUUAAGCUUGUCAUGGCAAUUCUUAGAAACGAAUCAUCAGAAGCUCUUAGGAGGCGUCAAUAUGCCUUGCUUCUUAGCUAUUUCCAGUAUUGUCAGAAUGUGGUUGAUCCUGAUGUUCCAACCACUGUUCUCCAAUUCUUGCUGCUCAAUGAACAAGAUAAUGAAUAUAUUGAUCUCCCAAAGAUUGACAAAGAACAGGCAGAACUGGCUCGUGCAAAUUUUUCUACUUUGAGAAAAGAGGCUCAGAGCAUCUUGGAUUUGGUCAUAAAAGAUGCAACCCAUGGCAGUGAACCUGGAAAGACAAUAUCACUCUAUGUUCUUGAUGCAUUCAUUUGUAUAGAUCAUGAGCGAUUUUUCUUGAGCCAGCUUCAAAGCAGGGGAUUUUUACGGUCUUGCUUUACAGCCAUAACCAAUGUUUCCAAUCAGGAUGGUGGUCUUUCACUGGACUCACUGCAGAGGGUAUGUACCUUUGAGGCUGAACUUGCUUUACUACUAAGAAUCAGUCACAAGUAUGGGAAAUCUGGAGCACAGGUACUAUUUUCCAUGGGCAUAAUGGAGCAUCUUGCAUCAGGAAGGGCAAUCAAUUUACAGGGAGGUUUAAGGUGGGUCGAGACCAGACUUAGAAGAGAUAUGGCUGUGGAUGUCGAUAGACUACGAAUGAUUGUAACUCCAGUCUUGAGAUUAGUCUUUUCAUUAACUUCCUUGGUUGAUGCAUCAGACUUUUUGGAGGUGAAUAAUAAAAUUGUUCGCGAAGGAAUUGAUUUUAUCAAAGGUAACCAAUCACUCUUUGAUCAAGUUCUCCGUUCAGACAUUGCUGAAGCAGAUGAAUUAAGAAUGGAGCAGGUCAAUCUAGUUGUUGGUAUUCUGAGCAAGGUUUGGCCAUAUGAAGAGAGUGACAAGUAUGGUUUUGUUCAAGGGCUUUUUAGUAUGAUGCAUGCUCUUUUCUGUCGUGAUUCAAAUGUUCCUAAUUUUGCUCGAUCAAGAGUAUCACCUGAGAAUCAGAGGAAUUCAGAACUACAGAUGUUUAAUGUAUGCUUCAGCCUGAGCUCGUACUUAUACUUUUUAGUCACAAAGAAGUCCCUGAGAUUACAGUCGUCGGAUGCCUCCUCCAGUUACCCUAAUUCCAUUGAACUUCAACAACCCACAUUGAGUUUGCUCAAUUCGCUUCUUACUUCUGUUACAACUGCACUUGAAAGGGCGGCUGAAGAGAAAUCCUUAUUACUGAAUAAGAUUCGCGACAUAAACGAAUUGUCAAGGCAGGAGGUGGAUGAAAUCAUCGAUAUGUGUGUCCGCCAUGACACUGUUUCAUCUUCAGAUAACAUACAGAAAAGGAGAUACAUUGCAAUGGUAGAAAUGUGUCGAGUUGUUACCAGCAGGGAUCAACUAAUCAUUUUGUUGCUCCCACUCUCUGAACAUGUGCUAAAUAUCAUCCUCAUCCAUCUUCAGGAGAGCUUUGGUGCACUUGAUUCUACAUUGACAACAAACACAAUUACGUAUGGUGCAAAGUAUGAUCCACAAGAAGACAUUGCUUUGUUAUGUGGAAAGUUAGUUCCAACCCUUGAACGACUGGAACUGCUGAGUGAGGAAAAAGUAGGGCACAAUCUCAAAGUAUUCUGCAGACUAGCAACUUCUGCCAAAGAGAUUGCGAUUCAAAAGUUGAUGUUGUAAAUGUAUUAAAGUAUCCUGACGAAUUGAAUUACUUGAAUCAACUGCUUGCGAACUGGAAAUUAAGUCAAGUAUGAAAGUCAGAAAUGCGGAGGUAAGUUGAAUGGACGUAAGUUAAUAUUCCAGUGCCAACAGAUCGGCUACAGUCGAGAGUGAUGGCUCCACUUCUCUUAAGCCACCAAGUCCAAGGUAUUCAAACUGGCAUCAGUCCCUAGAGAUGCAUUUCGUUCAACAUGAUUAUUGGGAGGUUUUAGUUUAGGCUUUAUUUUAUUUUAUUUUAUUGUCGGUAAACAGUUUAGGCUUUAUUACUAAGGGUUUGAAUAGUCUGUAAUUUUAAGUUUUAUUUUACUCCUUAAAUUGUAUUUAAAUUUAUGUAAUGAGGAUUUAGGCAUAAAUUGUCACAAAACGCUACAUCGAAUUGCUGACCUAGUAGCUCCAUGGCAUUGGGUACUAAUUUGUUAAUGCUGUAUAAAUAUAGUUCUUCAAAUUAAAUAAUUUUUCAUUUA
This is a messenger RNA of Gastrolobium bilobum, 6208 nucleotides long. RefSeq names its product nuclear pore complex protein NUP205. The coding region runs from base 75 to 5705 and encodes 1876 amino acids. NCBI's taxonomy places the organism in Eukaryota, Viridiplantae, Streptophyta, Magnoliopsida, Fabales, Fabaceae. The transcript has 46 exons. Gene Ontology annotation, cellular component: nuclear pore. The record is from RefSeq and is a predicted model, not a curated record.